GAGACCCUGAGGUCCAAAUCAGCCCUCACAGCGAGCCUAGCAUAGAAGUCCACUCAUCUGCUAGACUGAGCAGUGCUGCACCCACAUCCACUCGUUUGGCUGUGCUUCAGUCAAUCAGCUGAUUUCAUCACGACAGCUUCACUUCUGAGAAACCCAACGACUUACCUGCGCACGUCUUUUCGGAGUGCUCAAAAUGAAUCUUGAGCCACCCAAAGCUGAAAUCAAAUCAGCUACCCGUGUAACAGGAGGCCCUGCCACUCCUCGCAAGGGCCCGCCCAAGUUCAAGCAGCGGCAGACCCGACAGUUCAAGAGUAAGCCUCCAAAGAAAGGAAUUCAAGGCUUUGGAGAUGACAUUCCUGGCAUGGAGGGCUUGGGCACAGAUAUCACCGUCAUCUGCCCCUGGGAGGCCUUCAACCACCUGGAGCUGCACGAGCUGGCCCAGUACGGCAUCAUCUGAGGCUUCCCGUUAUGGGCCGAGUGUUUCCGACCACCUGCCUCAGGCUCCAUCCCAAACCUCUAAACGGAACUGUUCUAAACAAGAAACCAAAAUAACGAACUGUAACAAACAUAAAAAUCGGAAAAAGAGAAAAAAGUGACCAAAAAAAAAA
Molecule: messenger RNA, 608 nt
Organism: Poecilia latipinna (sailfin molly)
Lineage: Eukaryota; Metazoa; Chordata; Actinopteri; Cyprinodontiformes; Poeciliidae
Gene: pde6gb
Product: phosphodiesterase 6G, cGMP-specific, rod, gamma, paralog b
Exons: 4
Coding region: 194-457 (87 amino acids)
Biological process (GO): positive regulation of G protein-coupled receptor signaling pathway; visual perception; positive regulation of epidermal growth factor receptor signaling pathway
Cellular component (GO): photoreceptor outer segment membrane
Molecular function (GO): 3',5'-cyclic-nucleotide phosphodiesterase activity; cGMP binding
Source: RefSeq, a predicted model, not a curated record